AUGAGAAAUGAUAGAGGAGACCGCCUAAUCCAGUUUUAUCAAGAAACAGACAGUGUGAUAAUGAACACCUUUUUCCAACUACCGCCUCGACGGCUCUACACAUGGAAAUCUCCAGCUGACUCGCCGCAAAAAAUGAAUAGGAAUCAGAUUGAUUUUAUUAUCAUUAACAAGAGAUACCAAAACUCUGUAAAAUCCGUAAAAACGUAUCCAGGAGCGGAUAUCCUUUCAGACCAUAAUCUUCUGCUUAGUAAAAUCAAGAUACGAUUGAAGAAAACUCGCAAAAGAAAUCCUCAAAAACGCCUAGACACCCAGAGGCUAAAGGACAACACCACAAGAAUGGAAGUUAAAGAGGAACUAAAUAACAAUAUUAACAGCAUAUCUCUGGAUAUAAAUUAUGAAGACAUGGAUGUAGAAGAUACCUGGAGCAAAAUAAAAAAUGUCUGCAAUCUUGUAGCAGAUAAUAUGCUUAAACCUGAAAAAGGAACAAAAAAACAGCAAUGGAUGACAGAAGAAAUCUUGGAUCUUAUGGAGGAACGACGAAAACACAGGAAUAAGAACGAAAGAACGUACAAGAAAAUAAACAACAAAAUCAACAAAGAGAUCAAAGAAGCAAAGGAACAAUGGUUACAGAUCCAAUGUAGGGAGAUUGAAGCCUUGGAACAAAAACAUGACACCUUCAACCUGCACAAGAAAAUCAAGACCAUGGCAGGUAGGACUAGCUCACGCAGCAGUAACUUGGUAUUGGACAAACAAGGUGGUCUUAUAACUGACACCGGAGGAAUACUCGAAAGGUGGAGAGAAUACAUGGGAGAGCUGUUUGAUGAGGAGCAACAGGCGGAAACCAUUGUCCAUGCUGAUUCAGGUCCAGAAAUAACACUAGAUGAGGUACGGCACUCAAUAACACGGCUAAAAAAUAACAAAGCAACUGUACCAGACAACGUUCAAGCAGAAAUACUGAAGCUGUUGGAAGACAACCAACUUAAACUUCUGACAAAGCUACUCAAUAAAAUAUACGAAACAGGAGAAUUGCCUAGCGACUGGCUGGUUUCCACGUUUAUUCCCCUUCCUAAGAGAGCAAAUGCUACUAGGUGCUCUGACUACCGAAUUAUAAGCUUGAUGAGCCAUGCAUUGAAAAUCCUACUUAACAUCAUUCACUCUCGCAUAUAUAGAAAGCUUGAAGAAAACAUGAGCAAAAUUCAGUUUGGAUUGGAAGUGGAAUGGGAACGCGAGAAGCCCUAUUUUCUAUACAGGUCCUGA
This is a messenger RNA of Sitophilus oryzae (rice weevil), 1257 nucleotides long. RefSeq lists its product as uncharacterized. Lineage: Eukaryota; Metazoa; Arthropoda; Insecta; Coleoptera; Curculionidae. The transcript has a single exon. Bases 1 to 1257 code for a protein of 418 amino acids. The record is from RefSeq and is a predicted model, not a curated record.